Magallana angulata is the source of this 3843-nucleotide messenger RNA. RefSeq names its product cilia- and flagella-associated protein 58-like. Bases 2012 to 3640 code for a protein of 542 amino acids. The transcript is spliced from 2 exons. Lineage: Eukaryota; Metazoa; Mollusca; Bivalvia; Ostreida; Ostreidae. The record is from RefSeq and is a predicted model, not a curated record.
UAACCAACAAACUGAAUGCGAUAUACAUCAAAGAUAGAACUCCGCGCCAGUGGACAAAAAAGUUAUCCGAACCUUUAAUAGAAACUUCAAUUUAUAUUUUCAAUAUGAUUAAAGAUUGAUUAUUCGAAAUUAAUCGAAAGAGAGAAAUUCCUCAUGGAGACCGAAGCACGUAAAGGUUCGAAUCGCAGUAACCGGAUUUAGACGAUCUCAAUCAAAAACCUCAAUUAAAGUAAACUGAAUAUAGCAAGGUUUGAAAAGGCACGUUAGAUUUUUAAUAAAAAGGCAUGGACAGAAUCCUCCGUCAGGUCUGAGAUAAGCGACCGGUAGAGACCUGGUAUGUUGCUGAAACGUGUUGCCGGAAUUUUUCUUCCAAAAUGUCUAACUCGGCAACGACUCUGGUGUUCAAAAAUUCCUUCAAUUAAACCAGUUGCAUAAUCUCUCUUUUAAAAUUUCCUUGGGUAUGAUGGUCUAUAUCGGAAAUUAAUGAGACUAAAGUUACAUUAACUUCUUUAAUUUCUGCGGCAUCGGAACUCCUCUUGAUGAUAGAUAUUGUGUUGGCGGGGAAUAUCGUGCGCGACUAGUUUGAUUCAUGAGAAAAUAUUAAUCGAUGAUAUUUGAAAUGAUGAUGGAAUCCCAAACAAAAUAUUCUUUACAUAUUGAUGUUCUUAUUGUUAGAGUCUAGCAUACCCUUUUACAAUUGUUUAUAAACCUGAUAUAAUGGAAAUGAAAUGCAAGAGUUUAUUCAAAGUUCAUAUCGCAGAUACUGAAUUCAUUAAAUCUACCUAUCUGUACCUUAUAAACGAAAAGCGUAAUCUGUGCAGCUGUGAAAUUUAAAAUUUAAAGCAGUGGAAUUUUUAUUGCUUGUAAACGGAUCUAUAUUUGAUAGCAGUUAUAAAAAAUUAUAUCUGUAGGAAUGACAUAAGUACACUUGAGAGUUUAUGAUGCCACACACAUUAAAAUAGAGCAGCAACAUGCCUUAAUAUUUGAGUCUUUGUACAACGCUAAAAUCAUAUUCAUGAUUGCACAUUAAAACGAGUAAAUGCUAUUGCCAUUUGAAAGAGGGCACACAAAAGCACUUUGUUGUCAUCCACUCUUUUCAAAUAUCGGAUAACAGCCAUAUAUAACCAUUCAUCCGCAUUUAGAAUUACAUUUUGAAUCUUAUUUCUGCACCCCACUGGGUCUUGCAAUCAAUAUCACAAGGAAGCCCCUCUUUUCUUGGUCUGUGUAACAGUCAGUAGAUCCCUUGGACGUAGGGGAAGCUCAAUCGCUUGGAAGCUGUUUUGUGUGUAAUGAAAGCAAUUCGACCAUGUUAGAAUAAUUUUAUAUGCAAUGAGCGAGAAGUUUCAUAUGAACGAUGAGAAAAAAGGACGGACAAUAAAGCAAUCGAUAAGCUAAAUAAAUUCUAAAUGUAUUCUACGGGGAUUUUUUCGAUCUUUUUUUCCUUGAUACUGGGAUGAAACCUAAGUCUGAAUUGAAUCAUGAAAGGUGUAUUCAUUUCUUGAAUCUGUGAGAACUUGUAUUAACGCGUGUGUAUGUAAAGAAGAGAAAAGGCAGUUCCGGCUUGGUCGACAGGUAGAAAUCUCAGGAGAGGAGUGGAUAUAUUUUCUGCGUACAAGUCAAUUGUCUGAAAUAUUUGUUUUAUCCUCCCAUCGAAAGAAACGUUUUAUAGCGAGCAUCUCGUAGAUCCCUCAUAAGGAGUAUAUUUAUUGCCCCAUCAAUACCAUGUCAUAGAUACACAACCUGAGGGCCUUGAUUUAAAAAGUCGAAUUGGAUCGCGCAUGAGGAUUCGCCUGUGAUACGGACCAAUAGGCGAUAGAGAGAGUAUAACAGAGCUGAAGUCUUGUGACAAUUUACUGAAGUGUUAUACGAUCCUGGCCGAUAAUUGCUUAUAUCGAUAGAUAAAUGACUGUGGACAAUUUGGGGCCGAAAAUUAACACCUCCAUAAACGGAUGUAUACCAUGACCACACGAUAGAUAAGAAAUUGCUGGGGAAAAGCUAGACGAAAAGAAACAUGGAGGGACUGCCUGGAAUCGAAGUCCUAUUCCGGGAACACAAAAGACUUGCAUCGAAGCUGACAAAAGAUGAGAUGAGAGCACUGCGGAGUUACCUAGACAACCGGCUGGUGGUUGAACACAAUGACUUACUGUUUAACAUCAAGAAACUGAAAACUAACUUCGAUAUGAAAACAUUGGAAAUGGAAGAAACAAUAUCCAGACUUCAGAAAGAUGUAGAAUUUAAGAAUGAACUGAUGCUACAGUACAAAUCUACAGACACUAGCUUAGCCACAGUUCAUAAAAGACGAGAGGAGCGUUUAGAAAAAGAGCAGACAGUCCUCCAAUCGGACAUAGACCGACUCAAUGCGGACCUUCUAUCUCUGACUCGCAAAAUUGAACAGGUUACCCGCGAACGAAAUCUCUAUGAAAAAGAAAUCAAAGAUGCGCGGAUUAAAAUUUCUGAGUUGGAAAAAAUUGCGGAAAAGGUAGAAGCUGCCGAGAAAUUGAUUAUUGACCAUGAAAAAAUGAAGCAGGAUCUUGUUCGAAGUAAAAUGAACGUGGAUAAUAGGGAUAGGGAAAUUCAAAGACUUCAUAACGUGAAUGAAAAUCUGUCAAAGGAAUUCUCGGAAAAAAGCAAGUUGAUAGCGAAGCUUAAUGAAGACUUUGAAAGCUGUCGCAUAGAGAUAGCACGACUUGCCAAAGAAUUGGCGACUAAAUCCGACAAUCUUGCGAUUGCAAAAUAUAAUCUGGAUAUUGAAAAUCAGAAGGUUCGUGAAUUAGAAAAAGAAAUAAAAAAGUUACAAGAAUCAACGGAACCUGAAAAAGACCACAAACUGGAGAAUGGUCGAUCAGACUCAUUAGCCCUGCGUGUUGAGCUGCUUAACAUUCACCAAAAACACUUAGAUGGCAGGGUAAAGUUACUAGAGGAAAAAGUCCAAAUGUACCGUAAUCAAGCUAGAAUUAUCAGCAGCGAUCUUGCCAAAAUCUCACAGGAUAUUUCAAAUAUGACACAGCUCCAUGACAAAGUAGUCGUCCAUGGUUCAACAUCAAUUGAAAAGUCAUUGCUCGAGAUUUGUGACAGUAUGCAAGGCCGUAGAACAAACAUAGAGUCUGUACUCGAUGAUUUAUCAUCGCAGGUGCCGCCUAUCAUAUCGAAGGAUGUGUUGGCAAUCAAACACGAUGUCAUGGCUGUCAAAAAGCAAGCUGAAGCUUUUAAAGCAACUGAAAUAGUCAACAAGUGUUUUCGUCUGGUUCAGCGAAUAGAAGCUUGCGAAAAAACACAGUUGUUUAUCAGUUCACCAAAGGGGCUUAUUACUUCACCUUCCAAUGGUUACAAAGAUAAUAACGACAAUAUUGUCAUGACAACUCCAAGAUCGGAAGUAGAUAAAACGAGGCGACGAUCGGAUGGAGUAGUGAAUGUGAAUUCCCAGUCGCCACCCUGCUUUGUGAGAAGGAAAACGUCCACAACACCUCACCUCCUUCGCUCCAGAACAUCUCACCCACCGGCGCCGUUCUCAGCAUGGCGGAGGAAAAGCUCAGUUUCUUUCGAGAGCUGUCACAGUGUUACUCCAAGUUUAAUUGACUUAAGCUUGACUUCCCCUGGAGCCCAGAGUCCGAGGGAGAAAACAAGGACAUUCUUCCCCUAAAAAAUUGGGAAGUAGAAUUUGACAAAAAUAGUGCUUCUUGUUUGGGUUUUAACUAUGUUAUUUUUUUUUUCAAACGGUAUUGAAAGUUUAGACGUACGUUUGGGAAGUGAUUAAGAGUUUACGACAUGUGAUUUAAUCAUGUGCAGGCAUAUAUAUGAUACAUAGAAUGGAUCAUAACUGAAAAUGAAAGUAUAUGAUAAAUG